UUGAGCCUUAGAGCUGUAGAACCAUAGGUGGUGGAAGUUGGUAGAAGUGACCUUGUGUGGCUGUGCCUACGUAACUUGUCCAAUCGUCCCUUUAGCUUGUCUCCAGCACUUCGGUCCCGAGCUCUCCAUAUCCUCAUCUUCAUCUUCAUGUCCUACUUCCUUCCACACCUGCCCAGCGGCUGGCAUGUAGAUGAAGCCAUCAAAUCUGAAGAGGAUCGCGUUGUCGUGAUUCGUUUUGGCCACGACUGGGAUCAUCAAUGCAUGACGAUGGACGAGACCCUCUACUCUGUCGCAGAGAAAGUGCAGAACUUUGCGGUAAUCUACCUCGUAGAUAUCACCGAGGUCCCGGACUUCAACAAGAUGUACGAGUUGUACGAUCCAUGCACCGUCAUGUUCUUCUAUCGUAACAAACAUAUCAUGAUUGAUCUUGGAACUGGUAACAACAACAAGAUAAACUGGGCAAUGAAUCACAAACAGGAGUUGAUUGACAUCAUUGAAACCGUUUAUCGUGGAGCCUCCAAGGGCCGUGGUCUUGUCGUAUCACCCAAAGAUUACUCCACCCGUUACAGGUAUUAGACUGAUGACCGCACCUCCUGCGCUCUUCUAUCCCGCACUUGUGCCAGAUUAUGUAUAACAACAAA
This is a messenger RNA of Suillus clintonianus, 641 nucleotides long. Its product is annotated as mitosis protein DIM1-domain-containing protein. The record is from RefSeq and is a predicted model, not a curated record. Bases 148 to 576 code for a protein of 142 amino acids. Gene Ontology annotation, biological process: mRNA splicing, via spliceosome. The transcript is spliced from 6 exons. Gene Ontology annotation, cellular component: U5 snRNP; U4/U6 x U5 tri-snRNP complex; spliceosomal complex. Lineage: Eukaryota; Fungi; Basidiomycota; Agaricomycetes; Boletales; Suillaceae.